AUGGCCAAAGCGCCACCGUCAAUCUCUCUCCUCCUCCUUCUCUCCACCGCCGUAUUUCUCACCAUCCCUGCCGCAAUAUCCGCCAUCGGCGUCAACUACGGAACUCUCGGAAACCUCCCACCGCCGACUCAGGUUGCAAACUUCCUCAAAACUCAGACUUCUAUCGAUAGCGUCAAGAUCUUCAACGUGGAUCCCAAUAUCCUCCGUGCCUUUGCCGGUACAGGAAUCUCCGUCGUCGUCACCGUUCCUAACGGUGAUAUUCCGGCGUUAGCUAACGGGAUGGAAGCUCGUCGGUGGGUUUCAGCUAAUAUAUUACCGUUUCAUCCUCAGACGAAGAUCAAAUAUAUCUCCGUCGGAAAUGAGAUUCUGCUCACCGGAGAUAGUAACAUGAUCUCGAAGCUUUUACCGGCGAUGAGGAGUCUUAACAGUGCUUUGUUUCGAGCUGGUAUCAGAGAUAUUAAGGUUACAACCGCACACUCACUUAACAUCAUAGCCUAUGACCUGCACGGUGCACCAAGCAGAGGUCGAUUCAGACCUGGCUGGGACAAAGGCAUUUUGGCUCCAAUCCUUGCUUACCAUCGCCAAACCAAGUCUCCUUUCAUGGUUAACCCUUAUCCUUACUUCGGUUUCGACCCUAAAAACGUCAACUUCGCAAUUUUCCGUUCACCGUAUAAGGCGGUACGUGACCCGUUCACACGCAAAAUCUACACAAACAUGUACGAUGCUCUCAUGGACUCAACUUACUCAGCCAUGAAAGCUCUUGGCUACGGAGAUGUUAACAUCGUCAUCGGAGAGACUGGCUGGCCAUCCGCUUGCGACGCACCUUGGUGCUCUCCAGCAAACGCGGCUUGGUUCAACCUCAACGUUAUAAAACGUGCACAAGGCCAAGGAACACCUCUCAUGCCUAAAAGACGGUUCGAGACUUACAUUUUCGGUUUGUUUAAUGAAGAAGGCAAACCGGGUCCAACCGCUGAGCGAAACUGGGGGCUUUUCCGAGCUGAUUUCUCUCCGGUUUACGACGUUGGCCUCCUCCGAAACGGUGGUGGUAAACGUCCAGCACCAGCAUUGCCAGCGCCUAGUACUGCUGCUGGUGGUAAAUGGUGUGUGGCUAAGUCGGGAGCCACUAAUGCGCAGUUGCAAGGGAAUAUUGAUUGG
This is a messenger RNA of Eruca vesicaria subsp. sativa (arugula), 1155 nucleotides long. The record is from the annotation of a GenBank genome assembly. Lineage: Eukaryota; Viridiplantae; Streptophyta; Magnoliopsida; Brassicales; Brassicaceae.